Molecule: messenger RNA, 1549 nt
Organism: Botrytis cinerea B05.10
Lineage: Eukaryota; Fungi; Ascomycota; Leotiomycetes; Helotiales; Sclerotiniaceae
Exons: 3
Coding region: 64-1416 (450 amino acids)
Source: RefSeq, a predicted model, not a curated record
CACACCCUAUUGAUAAUCUCCGAGAAAAUCAGAACUGGACGAUUAUUUCAUCCAACAAACAAUAUGAGUUCACUACGGGUUUUGAAACCAAACACAUUGUAUAUUAUUUUCGAAACGAGAACAACGAGAGAAACUAGUGAUGUACCUAUACGUCCCUUAGGAAAUGACAACACUAAAGUUAGUGCUUAUAUAUCCGGCUCAAAAGAUCCCUGGAUUGGACUCUGGGGCACAAUAAACCCAAAAAUAUCCACAAACAGAACAGUGAAAUUUAGAGACAUCAAUCUUCGCCACCAUUCCCAAAUUUUCUUUCUCUGGGAGAUCAUGCCAACAAAUAACAACAAGAGAGUGUUAAAUCGUCUCCAGCAGAUGUAUCUAAGCAAUAAACAUGGCGAUUGGACUGCCUCCAAAGCAUCAUUACGUCUCUUACAAAUGUUACAUGGGGGUCACAAGAAAAAUUUAUUGUUCCAGCCAAUUAUCCCUGCUCAUGCAUCUGGAGUCUUUAGAACCAUCCAAGAAGCUGAAAGGAAAUUGCCCGUACAAGAUAGAGGAUUACCAAGUAACUUGACAAUACUGAGAGUACAGCCUGGUGAAAAUAUUCAGAUAGUAGAUUUUGACACGACACCUACCCUUAAGAUCAUAGGUGUACUUUCAGAGCAUCAGCAUCAUCAUCAUCAUCAUAAUCAUCAUCAUCAUCAUCAGCAUCGUGGCCGAAGUCAUAGGCGUCCCCGCGUAAUUCACCGGAAAAGUUCAUGGCAGAGAGGACGGCACUAUUAUGAUCAUAGACGCCCUCGUGAUAGAAAUGGCUCUUUUGAAGAUCACCCCUUGCCCAACAAGACAAAGAAUCUGGCGAUGCAUGAGCCGGGAAUGGGUGAGUACAUGGAGCCAUCUAAAUAUGCUGAACAAGAUCAUUCGCGACGAUCAUCGGUGCCUCAAUUAUCAUCAACAGCCCCACCAUUUUAUCCAACAGUUGGUGCCCUCCCAGCUGGAGGCUAUGCAAUACAACCUCCAAAUGGCCCCCAAGUAGUCGCUGUACCUCAAUACCCUCAAGUGAUUCCAACUAUGUCAGAAGGUCGACCUCUUGCACCACAGACUGCUGAACCACUUCCAGUACCGAUAUCCAGUUCCACUUCUGGUAGACGUCGAUCUAUAUCUUCACAACCAACUAAUACAUGUCAUCGAAAAGAGUCUAACUAUCAGAACUCUUAUCAUCCUUCAACUGAUUCCAUCAGUUCUAAUCCCCGUCGUCGUCGUAGCUCUGAGUCUGGAGCUAGCUAUCAUGGAAAGGGAAAUAUACAAGGGGAAAAUCUUAAUUCCAAUCAUGAACACCACCUCGGCGUCAGAGAAACUCUAUCUCAUAUCAAAGAUAAACUCAUGCAUCCUGAACCACCAACACCCUCAGGUCGCUUGGUCGCAUGAUAGAUAGAUCUGUUAUUUCACAUGGAAGUGUCCCGUUUUAGUCUGUACGCCCACUGGUGGACCUUGAUGUAUGUUUAUACAUAUUGUUUGUAUGAACGAAUGGGUAUUCUAAACGAAGUCAAGAAGUAUCUCA